AUGGGAAAUGAACAUAUCAGGCAGAACGUCAAGGUUGUGGAGGAGAAACUUAGUUCUGGAGGAAUGGAGCGGCUUCCAGCAGCUAUAGCCAACAGACAGAAGCACUACUUUGAGGCUACAGCAUGGCAACUACAGGAGAGCUGGCCAGGCCAGGCCCACUAUCUCCUCUGGGCCUACAGUUCAUCACACAAUGAUAACAUCACUUUUGAAGGAACAUGUGCACACUGUUUCCAGUGGCUCAUCUUGGAUAACUCUCAAGUAUACCUCAAACCCAAAUCCAAACUGCCACCCAAAAUACAGAAACUUCGGCGAGAGGCAAGAAAAUAUACACUCAGUUUUAAAGAAGCAAAAAUUGAGAAAAAAUACAAAGACCCCAAAAGUGUGUGGAUUACUUGUAAAACACGCAACAGAACAGUUAAAUAUCAUGGUGAAAGUAGAAGCUUUCUAUCCACACUGAAGAGCAGUCCUACCAUUCCUAUGACUAAACUUGGCCUGAAGACACCAGAAAGACUGAGUUCUACAAACAUAAAUCAUACGUGUGGUUCCAAAUGCAAGAGCCCAACCUUGAUAUUCAGGACACCGACAUCUCAACACUCAACACUCACUUGCUCCUCAAAGAGUGUGAGCAAAACUAAGAAACACAUCUCUCAAUUAAAAAUGUUGCUUAGCCAGAGUGAAUCCCAAAAGAAUUCAAAGGUGGACUUCAGAAAUUUCUUACUAUCUUUGUAA
Molecule: messenger RNA, 729 nt
Organism: Lynx canadensis (Canada lynx)
Lineage: Eukaryota; Metazoa; Chordata; Mammalia; Carnivora; Felidae
Product: UPF0711 protein C18orf21 homolog
Source: RefSeq, a predicted model, not a curated record